CGAUCUUGAACUAGAAUACGCGCGAGCCCCAGUGUGCGUAGAUUACGCUCUUGGACCACGGUGAUCCAACGGGAGCGGCCAUUUGUCAGUGACAUUCCAACUUUCGAAUACAGAUCUGCGAAGACAUGUCAUUUGCUAACUCGCGAGAAUGCAUCAGUAUACAUAUCGGCCAAGCCGGUGUCCAGAUGGGUAACGCCUGUUGGGAAUUGUAUUGCCUUGAACACGGGCUACCUGCGGAUGGCCAGUUAUCAUACGCCGGACUUCAUCCAAUGCUGGAAGAGGAUUCACUUCAAUUGAGCACUUUCUUCAGUGAAACCGUGCAGGGAAAACACGUCCCACGCGCACUAUUUGUGGAUCUGGAACCCAGUGUUAUUGACGAGAUCCGUACCGGAAUAUACCGCCAACUAUUCCACCCAGACAACUUGAUAUCUGGAAAAGAAGACGCUGCAAAUAACUACGCCAGGGGACAUUAUACCGUAGGCAAGGACCUUGUUGAUACGGUAAUGGAUCACAUCCGUAAAACGGCCGAUCACUGUCAGGGACUGCAAGGAUUCCUAAUCUUUCAUUCUUUCGGUGGAGGAACCGGAUCUGGAUUUACCUCGCUAUUGAUGGAGAAAAUAAGCGUGGACUAUGGGAAAAAGUCGAAACUAGAAUUCUGUGUAUAUCCUGCUCCGCAGAUUUCCACAGCUGUUGUGGAACCAUAUAACGCUCUGAUGAACACUCACGUCACUUUGGAACAUUCAGACUGCUCGUUCAUUUUUGACAACGAGGCCAUCUACGAUAUUUGCCGUCGCAAUCUUGGUAUCGAUCGUCCCACGUAUACCAAUCUCAACCGAUUAGUGGGCCAAAUUGUCAGCUCGUUCACAGCGUCAUUACGGUUCGAGGGUUCUCUAAAUGUGGAUCUGGUUGAAUUCCAGACUAACCUUGUCCCUUAUCCUCGCAUUCAUUUCCCUCUGGUCACCUACGCGCCUACGAUCUCAGCCGAUAAGGCAUACCACGAACAAAUGUCCGUUGCGGAACUGACCAAUGCGUGCUUUGAGCCAGCAAACCAAAUGGUCAAAUGUGACCCACGUCAUGGCAAAUAUAUGGCUUGCUGUCUGCUGUACCGAGGUGAUGUAAUUCCCAAAGACGUGAACGAUGCAGUAAGCUCAAUCAAAUCCAAACGCACCAUCCAGUUUGUUGAUUGGUGCCCUACAGGCUUCAAGAUUGGGAUCAAUUAUCAGCCACCCACAGUCGUGCCCGGUGGAGAUUUGGCACAAGUCAACCGUGCGGCGUGCAUGCUAAGCAAUACAACCGCAGUAGCCGAAGCCUGGGCUCGUCUGACUCACAAAUUUGAUAUGAUGUACGCGAAACACGCUUUUGUCCACUGGUAUGUCGGUGAAGGCAUGGAAGAAGGCGAAUUCAGUGAGGCUCGCGAGGACCUGGCCGCCCUGGAAAAAGAUUAUGAAGAAGUGGGUGCGGAAACCGUUCAAGUGGACGACAAAGAGAUGGAGUAGGACAUUUCUUUCAUAUGGUUGAGAUUCAUGGUUUUAUGCGACAAUGAUAGUCUGUAGUUAUCAGACCUCUCAUACAAACCCUGUAUGUGUGUUUGACACCCUCAACCCUUUCAAACUGAAGCACUGAUGUUCCCUUCUAUCCAUCCGACGGCAUAAACAAGCCCAUUGCCUGUUCGCUGUUGAGGCGCCUCCGAACGGGAGUGUGCUUGUUGUCUAUGUUGCAUAAAAAACGCAGCAUGUUACCUCUUGCCUCACACUACUAAAGUGUGUUGUACGGGCACGAAUAAAAGUCUACAU
Opisthorchis viverrini is the source of this 1793-nucleotide messenger RNA. RefSeq lists its product as hypothetical. The record is from RefSeq and is a predicted model, not a curated record. Gene Ontology annotation, cellular component: cytoplasm; microtubule. The transcript is spliced from 4 exons. The coding region runs from base 126 to 1496 and encodes 456 amino acids. Gene Ontology annotation, molecular function: structural constituent of cytoskeleton; GTP binding. NCBI's taxonomy places the organism in Eukaryota, Metazoa, Platyhelminthes, Trematoda, Opisthorchiida, Opisthorchiidae. Gene Ontology annotation, biological process: mitotic cell cycle; microtubule cytoskeleton organization.